AUGGCGAGAACUAAGGACACACUAACCGUGACCCCGGCAUCUCGCACCAGCCGCUCACGAAGUCGUUCUCCCAGACCAAAAUCGAAGAAUACUCCACAGAAGGUCGAUUAUACCUCGGAUGGAGUGACGGAUAAUGACAUCUUCAACCUUCCGCUAUCAGACUACAGAUGGCUUGCUGGGCUGACUCUAGUCGCUGCUGCAGUCAGGUUGUUCCGAAUCUAUCAGCCUACUAGUGUUGUGUUUGACGAGGUGCACUUUGGCGGGUUUGCUACCAAAUAUAUCAAGGGCAGGUUUUUUAUGGAUGUUCAUCCACCAUUGGCUAAGCUGCUCAUUACGCUGGCUGGCUGGCUCGCUGGCUUCGAUGGUGAAUUCGAAUUCAAGAAUAUUGGGGAUGACUACAUCGAACCAGGCGUCCCAUACGUGGCUAUGCGUCUUCUUCCCGCGAUUCUGGGCGUCUUGACUGUACCUUUGAUGUUCUUGACCCUGAAAGCGACGGGGUGCAGGACUUCGACCUCGGCCAUGGGCGCACUGCUGGUCACCUUUGAAAAUGCCUUGACUACCCAGUCGCGCUUCAUCCUACUCGACUCGCCUCUUAUUUUCUGCACUGCACUGACCGCCCUAUGUUUCUCAUGCUUCACCAACGAACAAGAACAAGGGCCAUCGAAAGCCUUCAAAGCACCGUGGUGGUUUUGGUUGAGCACGACUGGUCUCUCACUCGGUGCCACCCUCAGCGUCAAAUGGGUGGGACUUUUCACUAUUGCUUGGGUGGGAUCUCUCACCUUGGUUCAACUCUGGGUUCUUCUAGGCGACCCCAACACAGUGACACCGCGUCUUUGGUUCAAGCACUUUUUCGCCCGGUUCUUUUGCCUAAUCGUUAUCCCAACCGCCUUCUACGUUAGCAUGUUCGCUAUUCACUUCCUCUGCUUGGUGAACCCUGGAGAGGGAGAUGGUUUCAUGUCGUCCGAGUUUCAAGCCACUUUGAACUCUAAGGGAAUGCAGGAUGUUCCAGCCGAUAUUGCGUUUGGUUCUCGAGUUAGCAUUCGCCAUCUCAACACCCAGGGUGGCUACUUGCACUCUCAUUCACACAUGUAUCCCACUGGAAGCAAGCAACAGCAAGUCACUCUAUACCCCCACAAGGACGAGAACAACGUCUUCCUCUUGGAGAACCAAACACAACCUCUUGGCCCCUAUGGAGAAAUCGAAGGACCACUCGCAUGGGAUAAUUUGACGGCUGAUUGGAUUUACGACGGUGCUACUAUCAAAUUGUAUCACUUGCUCACUCAUCGGCGUAUUCAUUCUCAUGACGAGCGCGCUCCUAUAACAGAAGUCGACUGGCAGAACGAGGUCUCCGCCUAUGGCUAUGAAGGGUUCCCUGGCGACGCCAAUGAUCUCUUCCGAGUGGAGAUCGUCCAAUCAAUAUCUGAUGGAGAGGAAGCCAAGAAACGUUUACGCACUAUCCAGACUAAAUUUAGACUCGUACACAUCAUGACCGGCUGUACACUGUUCUCCCACAAGGUGAAACUGCCAGACUGGGCAUUCGACCAACAAGAAGUUACCUGUGCGAAGGGAGGCACUCUACCUAAUAGUAUCUGGUAUAUUGAGUCAAAUACCCAUCCAUCAUUGCCUCCAGAUGCAGAGAAAGUCAACUACCGAAACCCAGGGUUUUUGGGCAAAUUCCUCGAACUUCAAAAAGUCAUGUGGACCACUAAUGCCGGAUUGACCGAAUCACAUACCUGGGACUCGCGCCCCCCUUCAUGGCCUACGUUACUGCGUGGUAUCAACUUCUGGGGUAAGGAUCAUCGCCAAGUAUACCUCCUUGGAAACCCUCUCAUCUGGUGGUCUUCAACUGCUGCAAUUGCGAUAUACGCUCUUUUCAAGGGAAUCACUAUUAUCCGUUGGCAGCGUGGCUAUAACGACUACAAGAACAUUAACAUCAAGCGUUUCGAUUACGAACUAGGCACUACAAUCCUUGGCUGGGCGUUCCACUACUUCCCAUUUUACCUUAUGGCACGUCAGUUGUUCUUGCAUCAUUAUCUCCCAGCCCUCUAUUUUUCGAUCAUGGGUCUAUCGCAAAUCUUUGAUUUUGUUUUCAAGCGUGUCCAAUUACCUGGUCUGGGAAAGAAAUCUGUGCUUGGCAGCAUCGUCAUUACAGUAUUCUUGGCUUUGAGCGUCGCUAUCUUUGCUGUCUACUCUCCUCUCGUCUAUGGAAACCCCUGGACAGAGAGUGCUUGCAACAGCGUCAGAUUGCUCAGUUCCUGGGACUUUGCUUGUGACACAUUCCAUACUGACUUAAGUAAAUAUACAUCACCUGUUCUAUCAGUCAGUAAUCCCACGCAAUCUGGGGCUCCGGCUGCCGCUAUUCCUCCGAAUUAUAAGCACGACAAUAACCAACAGCAAAUUCCAAACGGGCAAGAGAACCAGCAAUCCGCCGUAACAUCGAAACCCGCCAACUCGAGAAUCGUUAGCCGCGAGGAACGUGUGGAGUAUCGGGACGAAGCCGGCAAUAUCUUGGACCCGGAGAAAGUUGCUCAAUUAAAAAAGGAGGGUAAGAUAUCAAUGCAAACCAAGUACGAAACACAGACUCGCAUCCUCGAUGCGGAUGCCAAUGGAAAUUUCCAAAAGGCUGAACACGCCCCUCCUCACCCUGACGUUGAAGGCCAAAACCCAGAGACGAAUAGGAACGGCGCUGAUAAUGUUGCGCGAAAUGAGCCUGCUUCGGCGGUCGGGAUGGGAAAGUCGAUUCGUGAUGAAAAGGACCAGGAUAGCCCUCGGCCGGCGAGUGAGGGGAAUGAGGCUACUAGAUAA
Messenger RNA from Talaromyces proteolyticus, 2805 nucleotides. Its product is annotated as protein mannosyltransferase 1. Bases 1 to 2805 code for a protein of 934 amino acids. Gene Ontology annotation, molecular function: dolichyl-phosphate-mannose-protein mannosyltransferase activity. Lineage: Eukaryota; Fungi; Ascomycota; Eurotiomycetes; Eurotiales; Trichocomaceae. The record is from RefSeq and is a predicted model, not a curated record. The transcript is spliced from 5 exons. Gene Ontology annotation, cellular component: endoplasmic reticulum; membrane. Gene Ontology annotation, biological process: protein O-linked glycosylation via mannose.